AUGGCAAACGAGAUUCCAAUAUUAUUACAAGAGCAUUGUCAGCUUCAAGAACUCGGUGUCAAUCCAACCAAUAUAUCAUUUAGUUGGUUAACAAUGGAGUCUGAUCGUUUUAUAACUAUACGUGAAUCAACUGGCGCUAAAAACCAAGUUGCAAUUAUUGAUCUAAACGACACCCAGAAUAUUUUGAGAAGACCAAUCGCUGCCGACUCUGCUAUAAUGCAUCCUAAAACGAAAAUCCUUGCUUUGAAAGGAGCAAAGUUACAUAUAGCGGAAAUUGAUCACAAAGAAGAAAAUCCCGUAUUUCAAAGAAAAUCUGUUGAUAUUUAUUUUCCUGCUGAGGCUGACAAUGAUUUUCCUGUUUCCAUGCAAAUCAGUAAAAAACAUGGAAUUAUAUUUUUAAUCACAAAAUUAGGUUACAUUCAUCUUUAUGAUUUGGAAACGGGCAGUCGUCUUUUUAUGAAUAGAAUAAGUGCUGAAACAAUUUUUGUCACUGCGGAACACGAGUCUACCAAUGGUAUUAUUGGAGUCAAUAGGAAAGGCCAACGUCAAGAAGAAAUGAUGUUGCUUGUUGAAUCAUAUUUUGUGACAUGGUUGGAAUUACGUGUCCAAGAAGGAAGUCAAGACCCUGAACUUUAUAAUGCUGUGGCUAAAAUUCGUAUUGAUAGCAACACUGACCCAGAAAGUUUCCUUAGAGACAAUCCAUAUUAUGAUUCGAUGGUUGUUGGAAAAUAUUGUGAAAAACGUGAUCCCCAUCUUGCUUUUAUUGCUUAUCAACGCGGACAAUGUGAUUUGGAACUUGUUAAGAUAACCAAUGAUAAUACUAUGUUUAAACAUCAAGCUCGUUAUUUGGUAAAGCGUCGCGAUCCUCAGCUUUGGGCACAUGUAUUAAAUAGUAAUAAUAUGCAUCGUAGGACUUUAAUUGAACAGGUCAAUGCUGUAGCUUUACCAGAAACUACCGAUCCAGAAGAUGUUUCUGUCACAGUGAAAGCUUUUAUGGCAGCAGAUUUACCAUUGGAGCUUAUUGGAUUAUUAGAAAAACUUAUUUUUGAAAAUACUGCAUUUAGUGAUCAAAAAACUCUUCAAAAUUUACUCAUUCUUACAGCUAUUAGGGCCGAUAAAGCUAAAGUGAUGGAUUUUGUUAAUAAACUCAACAACUUUGAUGCGCCCGAAGUUGCAGAUAUUGCUAUAAAAACUAAUUUAUAUGAAGAAGCAUUCGCCAUCUACAAAAAACAUAAUGAUCACGCAAAUGCUAUAAGUGUGUUGGUUGAACAUAUUGCUAGUCUUGACCGCGCAGCUGAAUUUGCAGAAAAAUGUGACACUCCCGAAGUUUGGAGUAGAUUGGCUAAAGCACAAAUUACUGGAUUAAGAAUUAAAGAUUCAAUUGACUCUUAUAUUCGUGCUGACGACCCUAGUAAUUUUUCAGAAGUUAUCAGUAUAGCAUCACGUGCUGAAAAACAUGAAGAUCUUGUAAGAUAUUUGCAAAUGUGCCGUAAGAAAUUACGUGAACCUACAGUUGAUAAUGAACUUCUUUUUGCAUAUGCGAAAACUGAAAAAUUCCAUGAUCUCGAGGAAUUUUUGAACACACCAAAUGUUGCACAAAUUCAAAUUGUUGGUGAACGUUGCUAUGAAGAUGGUCUCUAUGAAUCAGCCAAAAUCCUAUUCCAAAGCAUUUCAAAUUGGGCAAGAUUAGCAUCUACACUUGUUCAUUUGGGUGAAUAUCAAGCAGCUGUAGACGGUGCUAGAAAAGCCAGUAAUACAAAGGUUUGGAAAGAUGUACAUGGUGCUUGUGUUCAACAUAAAGAAUUCCGUUUGGCACAUAUUUGUGGUCUUAAUCUCGUUGUCCAUGCAGAAGAAUUACAAAGUGUGACUAGAUUAUAUGAGAAUAAUGGCUAUAUAGAUGAAUUAUUAUCACUUUUAGAAGCAGGAUCUGGUCUUGAAAGAGCACACAUGGGAAUGUUUACUGAAUUGGGCAUUUUGUAUACUAAAUAUCGGCCUGAGAAAACAUAUGAGCAUUUACGAAUCUUCUGGUCACGACUUAAUAUUCCUAAAGUAAUUAGAGCUUGUGAUGAAGCUCAUCUAUGGAGUGAAUUGGUUUUCUUAUAUGAACAUUAUGAUGAAUUUGAUAAUGCUUCUCUUGCAAUGAUUCAACAUGCAGCUGAUGCUUGGGAACAUUCACGCUUCAAAGACAUAAUUGUUAAAGUUAGCAAUAUUGAAAUUUACUAUAAGGCUUUGAAAUUCUAUCUUGAUGAGCAUCCUCUUUUACUUAAUGAUCUUCUUAGUGCAUUAACUCCAAGAAUUGAUCAUACAAGAGUUGUCCAAAUGUUCCAAAAAUCAGACAACAUUCCAUUGAUAAGAUCAUACUUAAUAUCAGUACAAGAAGGGUUUAGUAUGAUUGUUUGA
Messenger RNA from Entrophospora sp. SA101, 2400 nucleotides. The record is from the annotation of a GenBank genome assembly. NCBI's taxonomy places the organism in Eukaryota, Fungi, Glomeromycota, Glomeromycetes, Entrophosporales, Entrophosporaceae.